GGCGGCAGGGUUUAAACGCGGGGACGGUUGGAGCUGGCGGGCGGUGGCUCUGCAGGGUCCGCGGCUGUGGGAAGGGCUGGGCGGUGCGGGGGGCAGCCGGAGCGCUAACUGCCCUGGAGCGGUCCGCGGUGCCCCGAGCAGAAGUGCGGUUAUAGGCCGUGGGAUGCCUUUCUGGUAGAACUGCGGGGCAAAAGGAAACAAAGCGCACGUAUAGAGAAGGUGCUGAGGGAGCUGAGAGAAAGCUGUUGCUGUACUCCAGAGUGUGGUCACCGAGCUUUGCUGCACAGGAAAGUGACAAACAAACCUCUAGGGAAAUAGUGAUGAUGGUAACCUCGUAAGGAAGUGAGAGGUGGAGAGGGAGUAUGCAUUGAAAGUCAUUCUGUUUUAUGGUGUCAGGAAAGAUAGGUUCCAGCAAUCCAGGGACAGGGGUGCACACUCUACCAAGUUCAGGAAAUCGUAGCAAAAUUUUCUAUUUUGUGGGUAAAAGGUUGAUCUCUCCAGCAUAUUGAGGAGAAAAUGCCACUUUUUGUGGCUGUAUUUCACCCACAGCUGUGCAGUUUGGCACUGUUGGUAGCUCUUGUGCUGCACUUGGAAGUUUACCAAAAUUCUGAAUUUUUCCAAUCCAAGCUGGUUAGUAGGAAGGCUGCAGAAGAGUCUAAUUUUUGUGAAAUAGGAAGAAAAGUGUUAUGAUCCUCUAACAUAUGUACAUAACUGUGCAGAGAAUCAUGACUUGUUGACAGAUUGUAUUGGCAUGCCCAAUAGAAGUAAAGAAAAUAAUAAUGUACAAAAUUAACUUACAAGAAAACUUGGUUGUGUUAUGCUAACUUUUUGGUUAGGUUGAUUUUUUUAUCAAAAUGCUAUAUAAGAUUGUAUCAGGUAAUGUUUAACUUGAAAGGACCUUGUGUUCAUUUUUACUUGGGAUUUUUUUUUUCCUUUUUAAUCUAAGAUGAGAGUUUUGAUACACUGUUGUUUUUACCUCUUUGAGGAUCUUGUCUGAUCUUUUGGGGAGCAGUCAGCUCUAAGCAAUUUCUUCUGAAUUUGCUCUCAUGUUAUGCAGGAUGCCUCUAAAAUCGGCUUGUCGAGAAAAUAAAUGUUUGUUUUCCUUGCAGGGAACCAGCUCUCUGACAUUCCUCAGCUGAUCUCUUUUCUUACCUAAUGAAGGAUUGGCUCUCACAUGACAAAUAAGUAAAAUUCUCCAGUCUCAGCUGGGAGUCUGAAAAGAUGCAGCGAAGGCGGAGUUCCAGGACCCCAAAGCAGCCUCUGCAUGCUCACCAAAAAAGCCAAACUGAUCUCUCUGCCUGGCGAAAAGGAGGGAGAAUUGACUCUGAAAAAAGUCUGCAGAGUCACCAAUCUGCUAAUGAUCAGCAAUAUGAUAGCCAGGAAGAGUCUCUAGAGCAAGCUUUGAGCUACUUUGAGAAAGUUCAAGACUGUGUUGCACUGAAGAAGAAGAAGAGUGUUCUGCAGAAACACCUGGAUGCUGUGGAAAGCACUGCCCUGAAACAAGGGCUGCCCCCUGAAGGGUUUGAAAUACUGCUGAAUAUAGUGCUCAGUGGCAAAUUUGCUGAUACAGUGAAUACUUGUUUAUUGAAGAGCCUGAUUCCUGCCUCAGUGAUACCAGAAAAUUCUGUGGUUACAGCUGUGUCUUGGCUCUGUGUCAGCAAAUGCUCAGGCAACGUGCAGCUGCUUUUUUUAAAGUGGCUGAUCACAGUGUUUGACUUCAUUGAUCACAAGGAACAACUUCAUGCCCUCUAUGGUUUCUUCUUCUCCUUCCUGCAAGAUGAGAAGUUGUGCCCCUACGUCUGCCACCUGCUCUACCUGCUGACCAGGAAAGAACAUGUCAAGCCUUUUCGGAUUAGGAUACUGCUUGAUCUCCAAGCAAGAAUGGGAAUGCAGUCUCAUCUGCAAGCUCUGCUAUCACUUUACAAACUUUUCUGCCCAGAACAGGUGACCAUAACCCUCCCUGGGAAAAUGAAGACUUACUUCAAGAAUUCAGAGGGCCCAUGGAAAGCAGCAAUCACUGCAGUAAGGCAAAGAAACAAGGGAUCCUCUCCCCUGACCCAGGCAGUGUUUUUAGGCACAGCUCAGCCUCAGUCACGAAAAAGGAAAUGGAAUGCCCAGUUGGUUAUACCUGCAAGCAGUGCAAACACAAAUCAUUUAGAAGAGAACAGGGAAAAGUGUUUUUAUCCGUACAGUACAAACAAGUCUUUUCCAGUGGAGCAGCUGCACACCUUCCCUCAGCUCCUACAAAAUAUCCACCAUCUAGAGUUUCCUUCCCAGAUGGGUUCAGUACUAACAAACCCCUUAUUGCUUCACUACAUGAAUUGUGUGAAAGAUGAAACUAUUUACCUGAGGCUCUACUAUUGGAUGGGCCAGAUGCUCCAGGAAGAGUGCACCUGGUGUGUGGUUGAUAACCCAUGUGAAGAAGAAUUCAAGAGCUUCCUGGAAACUAUCUACAAGGCAGAAUGUUUCCUGCAGGAGGGAUUUUCUGCCUGUGAAGAGUUCCUGUACAAGACCCUUCCUCUCUGGGAUGGCUUCUGCUGCCGCUCAGAAGUCCUCAGGCUCGUUAGUUGGAUCCCCCUCAGCAGUUUCUCUGACAUUAAGUCACAUCUCUUUGAUCCCCUGGCACAGCUCUUUUUCACAUCAUCCCUUUACUUUAAGUGCAGUGUUCUUGAGAGCCUGAAAGAGCUGUUGCAGAACUGGUUAAAUGGCAAUGCGAUUCAAGUGGAUUCGGAGUCUUCUUCUUUGAACACCACCCUCUCUGGACUAGUGAACGUGGUGGCUGAACUGGUUCACUUUGUGGGAUGGAUCUCUACUGUUGCACUGCGUUUGGAAAACAAUUCCACACUCUUGCUCUACUUCAUUCUGGAUUUCUAUGGGACUGUGUGUGACAUAUACCUGAAGUACAAUGUGCCUUUGCUGAUAAUGCCUCCUGCUGGGAUUUUCUACCCAGCACUGCUCAGCAUGGAUUCUGUCAACUUGAAUCAGCUCUGCUACAUUAUGUACAGGUAUCGAACCAACUUAGUGGCUGCAAAAGAAAAUGAGCUGUGUAAAAAGAAAAUACUGCAGUUCAAGUUCAGCAACAAGACAUACCAAGAGUACAACCAGUACAUAAUAGCUAUGGUGGGCUGUCUGUGGACAUCCAGUGCAUUCCAGAAGGAUAUUCAUCCUCAAGGUCUUUGCAUGAAUGAUGAACUGUUGAGUAAAACUGCAGUGAAGGAAUUAAAAAACAGCUUUAACGUUGUCUAUCAUCCAGCCAUGAUGGGCUUCUCUGUUCAAUUCCUGCAGCAGAUUUGUCCUGAUGAUACCACCUUCAACUUCAAAGUAAUUAAGGGGAAGAAGUGGGACUGGUAUUUGGAAUAUCUCUAUGCCCAAGGUUUGAAGGGGCUGAAGGUCUUUAUUGAGAGCAGCAUCAGUCGGGUUUCCCGGGCCUUUCGCAGCAAAGCAGGGGAUGCGGAAGCGUGACCCUGGGGCCCACGGGAAUUCUUCUGUCAUCUGGAGCAGCCUUGCAGACUCUAAAGGACUGUGUCACUAAUUCUUCCCUUCUCAGAGGAGAGAAACAGCUUUUACUCUUA
Molecule: messenger RNA, 3572 nt
Organism: Vidua macroura (Pin-tailed whydah)
Lineage: Eukaryota; Metazoa; Chordata; Aves; Passeriformes; Viduidae
Gene: CENPI
Product: centromere protein I
Exons: 21
Coding region: 1222-3462 (746 amino acids)
Cellular component (GO): kinetochore
Source: RefSeq, a predicted model, not a curated record